Molecule: messenger RNA, 779 nt
Organism: Echinops telfairi (small Madagascar hedgehog)
Lineage: Eukaryota; Metazoa; Chordata; Mammalia; Afrosoricida; Tenrecidae
Product: thymosin beta-15A-like
Exons: 1
Coding region: 160-294 (44 amino acids)
Biological process (GO): actin filament organization
Molecular function (GO): actin monomer binding
Source: RefSeq, a predicted model, not a curated record
AUCAUGAUAGUGGGGGGGAGGAAGCAUUAAAGAAGCGGAGGAAAGUUGUGUUUCAUCCAUGCUUAUGACACAUAACUGUAAGCACUCAACCUUACCUGCCCUGAGUGAGCCUGGAUAAUAGGGCUUAUCCUUUAGCAGAUCUUCAAACCUUCAGGCAAGAUGAGCAAUAAGCCAGCUUUGUCUGAAGUGGAGAAGUUUAACAAGUCAAAACUCAAGGAAACAAAUACUAAAGAAAAAAUACUCUCCCCUGGAAGGAGACUUCAACAGGGGAAAGAAUGUGUGCAGUCAUCAUAAAAUGGGGACGUCCUCCUGGGAGCAAAUUGCAACAUAGCUUGAGUGUUGUCUUAGUUUGAUAGGCUUCAUUUUGUAAACCUGUUUGUAGAGAUUUUAGGAAAUUUCUGGUAUCUUCUCCAUAUUCUCUGGCCGAGGGCAGAGGUAGCCAAUGAACCAUCAUCUUUGUUUGAAAAUUUCCCCUUGGUGUGUAAUCUCACAUGACCCAUGCUAUCCAAGAUCCAACAUGUAAGAGCUGUGUGUGGGCAGUUGUUGCCUUCCCUACAUAAUAUGCCAUUGUCAACCUCCAGCAGGUACCCUCAUUACUCAAAAAUUUCCAUGACAUUGCAUGCUUUUGCUGCCUCUUACAAUUCAUUUACAUUGCUAAUGUAGCAAUAAAAUAAAAAAUAUAUAAUCGUUUAAAAACAACCCCAACUUACUGCCACCAGGCCUAAAGGACUGGGUAGAGCUGCCCCUAUGGAUUCUUGAGUCAUUCUUAGAAAGCCUCA